GAUUUUAAUGAAUGUAACAUUGCUGUGUAACAUUCUAUAUCCACAAAACUGCUUUAAAUAUAUCAACAUACAUUGCUACAUGAAUAAGUCAGCUAUGAUGGCAUGACAUUUGGUAGGCCUACUGGUUAGAGUAUUUCCAGCGUGGUCCAUCCAUGAGACUGGAUCGUUGUCAGAGACAUCGUUUUGAAUACUUUAAGGCAAGCUUGAAUCAGGAAGCUUUGAUAUGAGUCCUGUUUCCUGUUCUGUUGUAGAACGCAGAGUUGUGAUGAAUGCGUAAGAGAGACUACAAUCUUCCUCUGCAACGACAGAACAACUUGAGUGUAGAGUGUGUCUGUGUGCUGGUCACCCACUGAGAAGAUGACAACGCCAGACUACUAUGCUUAUUAUAAUGAAAAUGCGUCCUACCCAGAUGAGGACCUACGACUGUAUGCCCCGUGCGACGUGAAGGAGACGUGGAACUUCAUCCGCAGUUUCGCGCCCGUGGCGUACAGCCUGGUGUUUGUGCUGGCGCUGGUGGGCAACGUGCUGGUGCUGUGCGUGGUGCGGCGCUACCGGCAGGCCCAGCGCGGGCCCUGCUCCUUCUCGCUGACCGACACCUUCCUCCUGCACCUGGCCGUGUCCGACCUCCUGCUGGCCUUCUCGCUGCCCUUUUUCGCCGUGCAGUCGGCCGACUCGUGGGUCUUCGGCACGGCGGCCUGCAAGGUGGUGGGCGCCAUGUUCUCGCUCAACAUCUACUGCGGCGUGCUCUUCCUGGCGUGCAUCAGCUUCGACCGCUACCUGGCCAUCGUGCACGCCGUCAGCGCCGGCUGGCGCCGCAACGGCUGCCACGCGCAGGUGGCCUGCGCCCUCAUCUGGACGGCGUGCCUCGGCCUGGCCGCCGUGGACGUGCAGUUCCGCCAGGUGCUCACCGUGAGCGGCGUGCAGGUCUGCAAGAUGCAGUUCGCCAGCGAGUCCUCCAAGCAGAUCCAGGUGGGCCUCCAGCUGAUGAACCUGGCGCUGGCGUUCGCGCUGCCCCUGCUGGUCAUGCUCUACUGCUACGUGCGCAUCUUCCGCGCCCUCUGCCACGCCUCGCGCCGCCAGAAGCGCAAGUCCCUGCGGCUCAUCGUCUCGCUGGUGGUGGUGUUCGUCGUCUCCUGGGCGCCCUACAACGGCCUGCGCCUCGUCGACAGCCUCAUCGUGCUGGACGUGGUGCCCAGGGGCUGCGACGCGAUGCACGCCAUCGACAUGGGCACGGUGGUGGCCGAGAGCAUGGGCCUGGCGCACUGCGCCCUCAACCCGCUCCUCUACGGCUUCGUGGGCAUCAAGUUCCGCCGCGAGCUGGCCCAGAUGUUCAAGGCGGCGCUGAGCCCCCGCGGCGGCUGCCAGGAGCUGGGCAGCUGGUGGCGCGGGUCCAGGCGUCGCACGGCCGGCUCCUUCAGCUCCGUCGAGAGCGAGAACACGUCCUACUUCUCGGUCGUGGUCUGAUCUUGGACACCGAGAGAUCAAAAAAAAAAUGUUGAAGAGGGUAAGAAAAGAGGGUGAGAAAAGAGGAUGAGGGAAGAGAAGAGGGUGAGAAAAGAGGGCGAGAAAAGAGGAUGGGUUUGAGAGGGAAAUAAUGGUGGGAUGAAGUGUGAGACAUAAGAAAGAGAAUUUAAUGUUUUGAGCGAGAUUUGAAAUAUUGUAUGAGAUCGGGAAAUGAUAAAGCCUCCACUGAGAACCACUUCUGUAAAUAGAUAAGAGAAAGGAACAUAGUGUCCAGUGGCAAUGGACAACCUCCAAUGUAUAUUUUUAUAGACGUGAACCGGUGCAUUUCAAUAUUAUGUAUCUUUCUUUAUGUUUGUUGUGAGUCACAGACUUGUGCUCAUUUGUGAGACGCAUGCAGAAAAACAAGGCAUGAAAACCUGACCAGACUUGUCACAUUUGAAACAGAUUUUAUCAUCAGUUUCACAGUGGCUUCCCGCAGACUUAGUCACACCUAUGCUUCUCCUAUUUUGCUUUCACUCAGAGAGAAUAAACAUGGGUUUCACAUGUCUACAACUCAGCAUUUCAUUAGAUUUCAUGGCUAAUGUUGGAAAGGUAACACUUUAUCUGUGCCUCUGUACUCUCGUCAUAGCACCAUCUGUAACACCUCUGCUAUAGGAAGAGGCCUAUCACAUUUAUGCGGCCAACAUAACCGCUUAAGGCCUAGCCUAACCACAUCAGGUUUUGAUGUUUCACAAACAUAUUUGUUGUUGGUUUAACCACCAAAGUUACAGCCUUGAAAUCCAUGGGUCUUGGUUGAGGUGGUGGAAUCUCUUAUCUACGUUAUAUUCUUUUCAACAAGUGGUGUUCCCUAUUCAGCCAUGCUCUGCAACAGCAGCAGAGCUGUAGUAUGGCAUGUCUUACUGUAUAUCUCCUCCUCCUUGAAUCUUGAAGACUAAAGGUAAUUUUACCGAGCAUUAGGAUGUCUUCCAUUAGGCCACUGUCCAUUUCCAUUCUUAGGUGUGUGUCCUGUAUAAUUAAAACUUAGUUAAGCAUGUAAAUAGCACUAUUUUUAGAUACACUCUGUCUCAAAAGUGAUACAUUUUUUUUUCAAAACAGUUUCAAAUUUUUUAUUUGUAUUUUUCUUUACAUUAAAUGUUUUUUUCCCUCUA
Messenger RNA from Sardina pilchardus (European sardine), 2612 nucleotides. It is a transcript of the gene cxcr3.2, whose product is annotated as chemokine (C-X-C motif) receptor 3, tandem duplicate 2. Lineage: Eukaryota; Metazoa; Chordata; Actinopteri; Clupeiformes; Clupeidae. The record is from RefSeq and is a predicted model, not a curated record. Gene Ontology annotation, molecular function: C-C chemokine receptor activity; C-C chemokine binding. The coding region runs from base 358 to 1464 and encodes 368 amino acids. Gene Ontology annotation, cellular component: external side of plasma membrane; membrane. Gene Ontology annotation, biological process: cell chemotaxis; immune response; calcium-mediated signaling. The transcript is spliced from 3 exons.